AUGUUUAUUUUAUAUUUUGCAAGUCCAGAACUGCCGAAAGUACCAGUUUCAGACUAUUUUGAAGAUCCAGAACACCGAAAGACAAGUUUUGGAUUUGAAUUGUACAAAGAAGUAGUUGCACUACCUAUAAAAUUAGCAAAAGGGCAAAACCCUUCUGGACUUCAGAAUUGGCGUUCUCUUUUUUUCUUCUACAAGACUUUGGAAUUAGCGAAAGAAUGGGCUCUUCUGGACUUUGGAAUUGGUGAAGAAUGGGGGACUUUAGAAUUAGUGAAACAUUCAAGUGUGUUCGGCUUGGAGCUUCAAAAUAAAAUGGUUUCGUUAUUCCAAAGAUCUGAAAUGGCAAAGUGGUUCUGUUACUCCAAGUUUCCAAAUGGUUUCAUUGAACUUAGGCAUUUAGUUUCGAUAUUGAUUAUAAGCGUUAGAGUUUUAAAACAGGAUUCUGGAGUUUCAGAAAUGGAAAAACAUCAUCAGAGUAAUUGA
This is a messenger RNA of Rhizophagus irregularis DAOM 181602=DAOM 197198, 480 nucleotides long. The record is from RefSeq and is a predicted model, not a curated record. NCBI's taxonomy places the organism in Eukaryota, Fungi, Glomeromycota, Glomeromycetes, Glomerales, Glomeraceae.